AGGCAACUUUAAAGCAAUGACAGAGCUGCACCAAGCGGCAGCAGCGAGAGAUUAUGAGAAGGUGAAAGAGAUUCUGACGCAGCAGAGAUGCUGUCCCAAUCAGAAAGACAUCGACUGGAGCAACAAAACACCUCUGCACUGGGCAGCAGAUACUGGAGAUACAGAGAUCAUCAGGAUCCUCAUACAGCAUGGAGCCAGGCCGUGUCUGCGGACGGAGCACGGAUGGACACCCGCCCACUUUGCUGCGGAGUCCGGUCGGCUCGAGGUGCUGCGGCUGCUGCACUCCCUCCAUGCACCGAUGGACAAGGAGGACUCCUGUGGAGAUAAGCCAGUAAGGAUAGCCGAAAUAUAUGGACACCAAGAUUGUGUUCGAUUCCUUAAAAAAGCAGAGCCUGAGUGCCAGGCCUACCGCAAGAAAGCAGCACAACAAGGAAUUUUAUUAGAUGACACAGAUGAGGAGUGGGAACAGCAAAGCAAAGGAAAUGAAGAAAAUAUUGUUUCUGAAAGCAGCGAUCAGACUUAGACUGCAAUCAGCUUUAAACAAAAUAGGUUUUAAACAUGAUUUCUGCAUGUAGAGUAAUAUACCACAUAAAACUAGCAACACAGCAUUCAAUGUUACUCUGAUCACACACAGUAUUUUAAGCUGAGCUAACCUACAAGGACCUAAAGGAAUAUACAGAAGAAGUUGAUGCAAAGGGUAACAAACAACAAACAAACUUAACUAUGCAUUUAUAUAUGUACAGAUAAGCAAUUGCAUGUAAAAGUAAAUGUACUCUUAUAAAGUA
Girardinichthys multiradiatus is the source of this 785-nucleotide messenger RNA. RefSeq names its product ankyrin repeat domain-containing protein 66. NCBI's taxonomy places the organism in Eukaryota, Metazoa, Chordata, Actinopteri, Cyprinodontiformes, Goodeidae. Gene Ontology annotation, molecular function: protein binding. The coding region runs from base 17 to 523 and encodes 168 amino acids. The transcript has 3 exons. The record is from RefSeq and is a predicted model, not a curated record.